This is a messenger RNA of Colletotrichum truncatum, 2781 nucleotides long. Lineage: Eukaryota; Fungi; Ascomycota; Sordariomycetes; Glomerellales; Glomerellaceae. The record is from RefSeq and is a predicted model, not a curated record.
AUGUUCGUCGUCGAAAAUGUCCAGUGCAUCAACGGCGGAGUCACCUCUGUCGGCACCCUUCGUCUGACCGAUUUCCACCUCGUUUUCUGCACGCCAGUUCCUACCCCCAAAGACCAGCCACAACCUGCCCAGCCGAAGACUCGCGAAUCAUGGAUCACGUACCCCAUCCUUUCGCAGUGCACGCUUCGACUCAUGCCUCCGACGACUGGCAUUCAUAGCUCCAUCCGAAUCCGCUGCCGAGACUUCAUAUUCGUCACCUUCACAUUCCAAGAUGAUAAAGUUGCCCGGGAGGUCUUUGAGUUUGUCAAGAUGCGAACCUGUAAACUUAGCGGAGUCGAUCAGCUCUUUGCUUUCUACCAUAAGCCUUCCAAGGCUGAGAAGCAGGUCAAUGGCUGGGGCAUUUAUGAUCCGAGAGCCGAGUUCCGCCGACAGGGCAUCAGCGAGAAGUCAGCAGACAAGGGAUGGAGGAUCACCAACAUCAACAAGGACUACACUUUCUGCGAUACAUAUCCCGCCGUUCUUGUGGUCCCCUCUUCAAUCUCCGACAAUGUCCUGAAGUACGCCAAGGAGUACCGAUCCAGGAAUCGCAUACCGGUCCUUAGCUACAUUCACAGCGUGAACAACUGCACAAUUACGCGAAGCGCCCAGCCUCUUUCUGGUAUCACCAGGAAGAACAAUGUUCAGGACGAGAAGCUUGUCAUGGCUUCAUUCGCAGCCCGGGUUCCUCGAACAAGUACUGACUCUGAACAGCCUUCUCGCCAAAGCCAGUCAGAGGCUCCUUCAGAGAACGCCAGCUUGUCGGAGCUUGAGAAAUAUGAGGAGAGUGUGAUUGAGGAAGCGGCACCCCGAUUGUUCGACGAGAAGACUGGAAGAAGGCUGGUAUAUGGUGCUCAGCAAGCCAACAUGAUUGUUGAUGCUCGGCCUACUGUGAAUGCCAUGGUAAACCAAGUUCAGGGAAUGGGGUCUGAGCCUAUGGAUCGCUACCCUGGUGCGACAAAGGCCUUUAUGAACAUAGAGAACAUUCACGUUAUGAGGAACUCCCUAAACAAGGUCGUGGAUGUUAUCAAAGAUGCCGAUGUCUCACCAUUACCACCUGAUCAAAACGCCCUCUAUGCGACUGGCUGGCUUAAGCAUACUGGAGCCGUCCUGAACGGGGCUGAGAUCAUCGCACGGCAGAUUUGGUACAGGCACUCGCAUGUCUUGAUCCACUGCUCUGAUGGCUGGGACCGCACAAGUCAGCUCAGCGCUCUCGCUCAGAUCUUGUUAGACCCGUAUUUCCGAACCAUCGAGGGGUUCAUUGUUCUUGUUGAGAAGGACUGGCUCUCUUUUGGCCACAUGUUUAGGUUGCGGUCUGGCCACUUGAACCAUGAGAGCUGGUUCAAUGUUCAGAGAGACGGCAUGGCCGGCCAGACUAUUCAGCCAGGCGACAAUGACGGCCGCGCUGAUGCCUUUCAAAAUGUCAUUGCCGGGGCCCGUCGAUUUUUCAACCAGAACAAAGAGGACCCAGCUGAGCUUGAUGCCAUUGGCGAGGCUGCUACUGGCAAAGUCGCUAAUGACGAGGCUACUGUGCCCAAGAUGAUCAGCCCUGUGUUCCAUCAGUUCCUGGAUUGUGUCUACCAACUCCUGCGUCAGAAUCCAACAAAGUUCGAGUUCAAUGAGCGAUUCCUUCGACGUCUACUCUAUCAUCUUUACUCCUGCCAGUAUGGCACGUUCCUCUAUAAUUCUGAGAAGCAGAGACGUGACGCUCAAGUCACUGCACGUACAUCUUCUGUCUGGGAUUACUUCUUGUCCCGCAAACAGGAAUUUAUCAACAAAGACUACGACCCUACCAUUGACGAAUACGUUAAGGGCCGUGAUUCGAUUAUCAAGCCAAAUCUGAAAGACAUUGUCUGGUGGCACCAGCUUUUCAACAGGACAGAUGAGGAAAUGAAUUCGGAUUUACACGCUACUAUCGCACAGGCGCAAAACAGAGCCUCGGCUAUCGCCAACUUCCAACCAUCAACAGAGGAGUCAUAUGCUAGCAGCCACCCUGGUACUCCUCCCGAGAUUGCCACUCCUGCCUCCAAGCCGCCCUCAUUGGUGGCGUCACAGUCUGUCCUUGCCGCAGUAGAAUCAGGACACAGUGCUUUAACUCCAGAAGAGGAGCGGCAGGGACGGCGGCAAGAUCAGGGCCAGGAGCGACAUCUGCACCGCAGUGUGUCAGCUGAAAACAACAACGCAUUUUCCUCAUUGAGAGAUGGGAUUGCCAACUUAAACAUCGGCCGGAACGUCUCCGGUAUGUUGAAUAACUUGGGAGCUGGCCGCAACGCCAGCCCUGCCUCUACCUCGAGAGGCGUCAUGUUCGAAGAAUUGCAAGACGCGCCUUACUUGAUCGAUCAGAGCGAUUCUACAAUGAUGUACGAUGCCAAUCUCUGCAUUCCGGAGAGCUGGGCUGAUCCUGAUUUCCAGGAGUCGAGCGAUUCACGGUCCGAGUCGAGCGAUUCGAACUCGGACUCGGCUUGGGAGUGGGGAACCAAAGGCAUGAGAGACUGGGGUAUCAUGAGCUUCCACGAGGAUAUGGUUGACCCCAUUGACCGCUUUGUAUGGCCGCCCACCAUGUACACGGCAUACGAGGGGAACAACACCGUCAGCAACGAUCACAAAGCUAGCCAUAGUGAUAUUACUGCCAAUGGUAGCGACGAAGAAGUCGACGAUGGCGAGUUUUUCUUUGUGGACGAAGGCAAGGAUGCUCUCUCCGCUGAUAAUGGCAGGCCUUUGCAAACCCCCAUCAUCGCCCAAUAA